Molecule: messenger RNA, 2193 nt
Organism: Vanderwaltozyma polyspora DSM 70294
Lineage: Eukaryota; Fungi; Ascomycota; Saccharomycetes; Saccharomycetales; Saccharomycetaceae
Gene: MSC6
Product: Msc6p
Exons: 1
Coding region: 1-2193 (730 amino acids)
Source: RefSeq, a predicted model, not a curated record
AUGCUUAGCGUUAAUAGUAUUAGCUCAUAUGGUAGGCUAUGUUCAAGACGUCUAUCUAGUUGUAGAAUUCUUUACAAUGCAGCUGUUGCCGAAUCUGCAACUGCUGCUGCCAAUGCCACUGCUGCUUCCAAUGCCACUGCUGCUUCCAAUGCCACUGCCAAACAGGGUAAUGAGAAAACCUCAGAACAUCAACAUCCGUUAGUCAAUUUAGGUAAUAAAUUAGGUGACGAAUUAUUAAACUCAAAUAAUGUUAAUCUAAUUUAUGAUAAUUUUAAAAAAGACUUUGGUGAUAUCACUGAGAAUUCUCAUCUAAGUGUUAGUAGUUUACAAAAAUCAUAUUCCUUGAAUGUUCCACUAAGUGAAUUAUUGAAAAAGUCGACAUUUAAAAAUUCUGAAGCUGAUCCAUAUUCCAUUUUAAUUACACUUUGUGAUUAUAAUUUGGCAAGACCAAAACAUUUCGAAAUUAUUUUGACUCAUUUCUUAAAAUUAGGUAAAGCUGAAGAUGCUAUGGCUUUAUGGGUCAAAUAUUUGGAAAAUUUGACUAGUAAUCCAUUUAAUGGUGUGGAAAAUAAAUAUUCAAUUAUUCAUAAUAAUAACAUCGCUUUAGCCACUAUAGCUUAUUUAUCAUUACCAGGUGUUACCCCUGAUUACAAUGUUUUAUUGCAAAUUAUUAAACCUCGUGAAGUUGUUGAUAAAAAAUUCGAGUUCAUCAUUCCUUUUUCAAGAAUUAAAUAUCUGAUUGAAAUAGUGACACCAAAAAAAGACGUUAAAGAAGUCAUGAAUAAUUACAAGACUUUGUUCACUGAUUAUGCUAAGAAUACACCUGACUUUUAUACAAAAUUGUUAGCAAAGCCACAUUAUCAAUCUUUGAAAAAAAUUAAAGAAGCAUAUUUUUCAUACCGUGAUAUGGUGAAAAAGAAUCCAAAGGAUAAGGAAUUAAUUGAUCAUAAAAUAUUGAUUGUUUUUAUGGAUAAAUUAGUGGAAUUUGGUGAUGUGAUAUAUGCCAUAAAAGUAUUUAAUGAUUUUAAGGAUUUUGAUCUUGGUGACUCAAAAACUGAUUUACAAAAUCAUCUAUUAAUUACUGUGUCUAAUUUAAAACAAGCAGGUUUUCAUUCUUUUGCUCAACAAACUAAUGGAUUGAAUAGAGUUUUAGCAAUUUGGAAUAGUAUUAUUAAAGCCAACUCAAAAGAUACACCAAAACCAGAAUCAUUCGAUGCCUUAUUCAAAUCAUUAAUUUUGUCUGGCAAUGGGCACCUAGUAAAAACUAUCUGGGAACAUGAAAUGCCAAAAGGAUAUAAAUCUAAUAAGGAUGUUGCACAAUCUUAUAUAUUAAGUUUAUUGGAAGACAAAGAUAGCAUGAUAAAAAAUCCAGAUACUUUAUUCAAAAAAAUUCCAUCUUCUGUGUGCACUAUAAACACUUUAACAUCAAUUGAUUUGAUAAACGGAAUCUUACUAAGAUAUUCUGAGUUAAGAUCAAAAGAUAAAUUUGAUUCAAUUUAUAAAAGAUAUUUCACUUCUGAAAAUGAGUAUCAUUUACAACCAACUGUUGAUACAUUGGCAAUUAAAAUGUUAGCAAAUUAUAAAUUUAAUCCAUUAUCAAAUUUCAAUUUCCUAUCAAGUAUUUCAGAAGAUAUAAAUAAUUUUUCAAAAGUCAAUGCCAUAGUGACUAAAUUUAUCGAUAUUACACCAAAUAUCAAAACAAUUAAUAUGUUAUACAAUCAAAUAAAGAAACCUUGGAAUUCUAGAAAAAGCUCUCUAUUUAUUUCAGCCCAAUUUUCUAAAGAAAACGGUAAUAAUGAACUAGCAGAAGCAAUAUUCAAGGAGUUUGCAGAAGGCAGUGAUGGUAGCAUUGAAAAAAAGAAUAUGUUAAUUGGUAGAGACUUGAUUAAAUCUCUAAUACUUGGGUAUUGUGAUUUAGCCAUCCGUGAAAGAGAUCCAAGUUAUCUAUUUAAGAUUUCUAAUUUCAUCAAUUUAUCCGAACAAAUUAAAUAUUCUCCAUAUCUUCCAAUGCUUUCGAAAGUUUACAAUACAGUAGCUUAUUUAAGUAAAGUUACUAAAAUGGAUAAGUCCGAAAAAGAAGUUGCCAACGAAAUUAUUGAGAAACUUCAUAAAGUCGAGAAAUACACUCCAUCCGAAAAAGAUACAGAAAUCUUGAAGAACGCUGGUUUAACUGUACCAGACAAACCUUUAUAA